AUGGGGGCAACUACGGACUGCGACGACGGGCCGGCGAUCGGCAUCGACCUCGGGACGACCUACUCGUGCGUGGCUCUCUGGCGGCCAUUGCACAACCGCGUCGAGGUCAUCCCCAACAACCUCGGCAACCUCACCACGCCGUCCUGCGUCGCCUUCACUGACACAUGGAGGCCCAUCGGCGAAGCUGCCGUGAACCAGGCGGCGAGGAACCCUGUCAACACCAUCUUCGACGUGAAGCGACUAAUCGGCCGGCAUUUUAGCCACUCGUCCGUUCAAGGAGAUAUCAAGACGUGGCCUUUCAAAGUCGUCUCAGGUCCCAGCGACCGGCCGAUGAUCGUGGUACAGUACAAGGAUGAAGAGAAGCAGUUUGAGGCCGAGGAAAUCUCGGCCAUGGUGCUCGCCAAGAUGCGGGAGAUCGCAGAGGCGUACCUCGGCACCGAGGUGAAGAGUGCCGUCAUCACUGUCCCGGUCUACUUCAACGACUCCCAGCGCCAAGCCACCGUGGAUGCCGGUGCCAUUGCCGGCCUGAACGUCAAGCGCAUCAUCAACGACAACGAGCCCUCCGCCGCCGCUAUCGCCUACGGUCUGGACAGGAUACCCCACAUCGAUGAAGAAAAGACGGUGCUCAUAUUUGAUCUCGGCGGCGGUACCUUGGAUGUCUCAGUUAUCAACAUUGAUCCUGCCUCCGACAUUGGUAUAAGCAUCUUCGAGGUGAAGGCCACGGCUGGUGACACCCACCUUGGUGGCGAGGAUUUCAACACCCAGAUGGUGAAACACUUCGUGCGGGAGUUUGUGUUGAAGUACAAGAAGAAAGACAUCAGAAACAACGAGACUGCGCUCCGGCGACUGAGGACGGCCUGCGAGAGGGCGAAGAGGAUGCUAUCUUCAGCAGUGCAGGCUAAAAUUGAGAUCGAGUCUCUCCACGACGGCAUUGACUUCUAUGGUAGCAUCACCCGCGCCAAGUUUGAGGAGCUCAACUUGGACCUGUUCCGCAAGUGCAUGGAGCAUGUGGAGAAGUGCCUCGCUGACACCAAGAUGGACAAGUCUCAAAUCCACGACGUUGUCCUCGUGGGUGGCUCCAGUCCGAUCCCAAAGGUGCAGGAGCUGCUACAGGAUUUCUUCAACGGGAAGGUGCUCUGCAAGAGCAUCAACCCUGACGAGGCCGUCGCCUAUGGCGCCGCUGUCCAGGCCGCUAGCCUCAAUGGAGAGUGCGAGAAGAAGGUGCAGGACUUGCUCCUGCUCGACGUCACGCCGCUCUCCCUUGGGAUAGAGACCGUAGGUGGUUUCAUGAGCGUGGUGAUCCCCAGAACAACCACCAUCUCGUGCAAGAGGGAGCGGAUUUACACGACCGUACACGACAACCAGACAAGCAUACACAUCCAGGUGUUCGAGGGUGAAGCGGUGAUGACCGAAGACAACAAUCUCCUCGGCAAGUUCACACUGCACGGAAUCCCCCCAGCGCCAAGGAGCGUCCCCAAGAUCAAUGUGGCAUUCGACAUCGAUGUCAACAGUAUCCUGAAGGUGACGGCGCAGGACACGGCGACUGGAAACAAGAACAGCAUCACCAUCACUACGGACAAGGGUGGGCUGAGCAAGGAGGAGAUCGAGCGCAUGGUGCAGGAUGCUAAGAAAUACAAGUUUGAGGACAAGGAGAGUGGUGUGCAAUGGCUGAGCAAGGAGGAGUUCGUGCGGUUGGUGCAGAAGAAACGCAUGUCGCAGUCCCAAGACAACAACCAAACUAAUAAGAAGAUAAAGAAGGAAGUGGAAACACAUGAGGAGGACAACCUGCUUGAUUUUUUUGCCUUUCUUUGA
Messenger RNA from Lolium rigidum, 1812 nucleotides. RefSeq names its product heat shock cognate 70 kDa protein-like. Gene Ontology annotation, molecular function: misfolded protein binding; ATP-dependent protein folding chaperone; ATP binding. The coding region runs from base 1 to 1812 and encodes 603 amino acids. Gene Ontology annotation, cellular component: cytoplasm. NCBI's taxonomy places the organism in Eukaryota, Viridiplantae, Streptophyta, Magnoliopsida, Poales, Poaceae. The record is from RefSeq and is a predicted model, not a curated record. Gene Ontology annotation, biological process: cellular response to unfolded protein; protein refolding. The transcript is spliced from 2 exons.